CCCUACCAGACAACCCGCGCCUUAGCAGCCAUGGCGACCGAGCUUACCGUCCAGAGCGAGCGCGCUUUCCAGAAGCAGCCUCACAUCUUCCAGAACACCAAGGCGCAGAGCGGCAAGAGCAAGCGCGUUGGCAAGGGUGGCCGUAGAUGGUACAAGGACGUUGGUCUGGGCUUCAAGACGCCCAAGACCGCCAUUGAGGGCUCCUACAUCGACAAGAAGUGCCCCUUCACUGGUCUCGUUUCCAUCCGUGGCCGUAUCCUCACCGGCACCGUCGUCUCCACCAAGAUGCACCGUACCCUGAUCAUCCGCCGCGAGUACCUCCACUUCGUCCCCAAGUACUCUCGUUACGAGAAGAGGCACAAGAACCUGGCUGCGCACGUCUCUCCCGCUUUCCGUGUUGAGGACGGCGACCAGGUCACCGUUGGCCAGUGCAGGCCUCUUUCCAAGACUGUCCGUUUCAACGUCCUCCGCGUGCUUCCCCGCACCGGCAAGGCCGUCAAGCAGUUCGCCAAGUUCUAAGCGGGUUUUACUGGGUUGCAAUUCUUCAUGGGACAUCGACGCUUGGGCUACGUGGAAAAGGGACAUGUAGCAUAAGCGUAGCAGAUCAAAAACUGUGCAUGACGCCGCGGUGUCAUUUUCUGGGCCGAGAUGCGAAGGGGAACAACGGGUGAUCUUCGUAGUCACGAGAAACACGUCUAGAAGCAAAUCUACCUGGUUCCGAUGCGUUGAAUAUGCACGCAGCGCUACAAGUUUAAAGUGCACCAGCUUCUUCCAGAUGUUACUGUCCAUAUACUUAUUGCAACAGUAUUCAGUGGAAGCGGAAGUAAACC
This is a messenger RNA of Aplosporella prunicola CBS 121167, 830 nucleotides long. RefSeq lists its product as uncharacterized. The coding region runs from base 31 to 519 and encodes 162 amino acids. NCBI's taxonomy places the organism in Eukaryota, Fungi, Ascomycota, Dothideomycetes, Botryosphaeriales, Aplosporellaceae. Gene Ontology annotation, cellular component: cytosolic small ribosomal subunit; ribosome. The transcript is spliced from 3 exons. Gene Ontology annotation, biological process: translation. The record is from RefSeq and is a predicted model, not a curated record. Gene Ontology annotation, molecular function: structural constituent of ribosome.